AUGCAGAGGCCGGAGAUCUCCCCCUUUUCUAAAAAAAAAUUGUAUUUUUGUUGCCCUGCAGAAACCUUAUCAUCUUGUAUGGUGAACCAACAAGGAUUUGAGUCUUUGUACAGAAUGAGAAGAAGCACCUUCAGUUAUAUCUGCAGCUUGGUUAGGAUCCCAUUUUUUGAAGAUAUGAUGACAAGGGAUCACACCUUUGUUGAUGGAAAAAUGAUGUCUUUACAAGAUGGAGUAGCCAUUGCACUGAGUGUACUGAACUCUGGUGAGCCAUCACAGAUCGUAGGAUCCUCUCUUGGUGUGAAUGAGUCAACUGUCUCGCUGGUAACUCAAAGGUUUGUUGAGGCUAUGUGGGAGCGAGCAUAUUACCACAUCAGUUGGCCUGGCUCCACUAAAAUGAAGAAUAUCAAGCGUAAGUUUGACAAGAUCCACGGCCUGCCAAACUGCUGCGGUGUUGUACAUACAACCCACAUCGCCUUUGGAUCAAGUUUGGAGAGUGACAGCCGGCCAAUGCAAAUUGUCGUCGAUUCAAAUCUGAGAUUCAGCGAAAUUUGGGUGGAGUGGCCAGGUAUGAACCAAUCAAGUAUUUUGCACGAGUCUUGGCUCUUCAGAUCGUGCGAGGAGGGUACUCAGCUGAAUGGCAGUAACCUGAAGUUAUCAGAAGGCUCGUAUGUUGGAGAAUACAUAAUUGGUGAUGCAGGAUACCCUCUUCUCCCCUGGCUCCUCACACCUUACCACCUGGAAGACAAGGACCCGCUCUCUGCAGAUCUUCCUCCUUGGCAAGCCGAGUUCAACAGGAGACAUUCUGCAGGGAGGAGGUUGAGGAGGAAAUUGCAGGGCUGGAGGAGGAGGAGGAGGAGGUGCGACAGUUAG
Triticum aestivum (bread wheat) is the source of this 870-nucleotide messenger RNA. RefSeq names its product protein ALP1-like. NCBI's taxonomy places the organism in Eukaryota, Viridiplantae, Streptophyta, Magnoliopsida, Poales, Poaceae. Bases 1 to 870 code for a protein of 289 amino acids. The record is from RefSeq and is a predicted model, not a curated record. The transcript has a single exon.